AUGCUCGCUCGACUAUUUCUUCUUGCUGGUCUCGCCGUUGCGUCGGCGACGCCGAUUCGCCCAAGUGCGUGCUAUUCGCCUUUCCACCUCGACUCGUACCCGCUCCAGCCGUGGGAAGCUUUGGACGCGCCCGCGCUCGCCGCCGGCAUUAACGAGGACUUUGCCCAGAUGAAGCCGUACGUGCACACGGUCCGCACGUACUACUCCAAGUACCACUCGGUGGACGUGGCGCCGAUUGCCGCCGCCAACGGCGUCCCGGUGUACCUGGGCGUCUACAUGGUCCACGAGCCGUGGUACUGGCUCCAGGUGGCCGCUGCCAUCGACGGCGCCGUGGCUUACCCCGAGACCGUCCGCGCCGUCUUGGUCGGCAACGAAAACGUGGCUCCGUACGGUGACUUUGCGGCCGCGUACAUUGCCAACCAGGUGCAGCACAUCAAGUCCGAGGUCGCCAACCGCACCAACGGCUCGAUCGUCGUGCCCGUCGGCACCGUCCAGCGCAUCACCGAGUGGCUCAACCCUGCGAUCCGCACGGAGAUGCUUGCCCUCGCCGACGCUUGCGACGUCAUCGGCGUCAACAUCUACCCGUUCUUUGACAACGGUUACGACGCACUUGACCCGACGGCGCUCGUGACGGCGCUCUGGGACCAAAUGCUAGCGAUCUACCCCGCGCACAAGCUACGCCUCACGGAGACCGGCUACUCGACCGGCGGCCCGUCGCCGAGUGUGGCGCCCCGCGUCGUCCCGAGCCUGGACAACGCGAUCAAGUACUACAACGCGCUCAUGCAGUGGACGCCGUCUCGGGGCGGUGGCGACAUCUUCUGGUACUCCUUCUACAACUUGCGUGACGACGACACGACACAGCCGGAACCGCUCGAGAAGCACUUUGGCUACUUCAACGCCAACGGCACCGCCAAAGCCGCGAACUUUCCGAAGCCCCGCCGACACCGACGCCCGCUCCGACACCGGCUCCGACGCCCGCUCCGACGCCCGCUCCGACACCUGCUCCGACACCUGCUCUGA
Molecule: messenger RNA, 1020 nt
Organism: Saprolegnia parasitica CBS 223.65
Lineage: Eukaryota; Oomycota; Saprolegniomycetes; Saprolegniales; Saprolegniaceae
Exons: 2
Coding region: 1-1020 (339 amino acids)
Source: RefSeq, a predicted model, not a curated record